GUUGAAUAUUUCGUAGUUUCUUGCUGAUGUGAUCGCGGUAAAGCCUUGUUGCCUAUUUAGCAGCCUGCAAGUUGCAAGAGGUCGUUGAAGGGAAUAGGGCUUGUCCGUGACAACAAUGGGGUUUAUUUCGGAUUUGGCUGCCUCUACUGGGCAGAAUGAGCAAGCUUUGCUGCUUCUCGUCACAUUAGUCUGCGUAUUCCCCAUUGCGCUGUUCCAUCGGUUUUUCCUCUACCGCACAAACCCAACACUCCAGCAUGUAUAUGGGAUUGUUGCGGGAGUGGCGCUGACCUCCAUCGUGUUUGGCUGGUAUGACAUGCUCGUGUAUGCCAUGAGUCCUAGCCUGGUGGUCUAUGCGCUGCUCUUCAUCUUUGGCCCUAGCUCCACUCUGUCCGGAGCCAUCUUCUUCUCCAUGCUGACAUAUCUCCUCAGCUGUUACUCAGUAUUCAGCAGUGAAGACUAUGACAUCAACUGGACCACCGCCUUCUGUGUCAUGUUUCUACGCAUUACCUCACUUGUCAUGGACCUGUCCGACGGAAAGCUGCCAGAGGAGAAGCUGUCGCGUGAUCAGAAACAGUUUGCUGUGCGACGCUUUCCGAAUCUCCUGGAGUACCUCGGCUUCGUCUGGUUCUACCCGGCCGUGCUGGUUGGUCCGACUGAUAAUCUUUCCAGAUACUUGGCGUUCACUGAAGGACGUCUUGGUGGUGAUGACAAUGGACGUGUUCACUCUAGCUCUUUCGGCGCAGCUGCCAUUACCUUUGGCAAGACGAUCUUUGCCGCAGUUCUGUCAACUGUGCUGGCUGCCUAUUUCCCUAGCAAUCUCUUGAUCACGCCAGAGUUUGAGGCUCUACCACUGCCCUUGCGAUGGCUGCGUUGUCUGCCAAUGGGAACGGCUACUUUUGCCAAGUACUGCAUCGCUUGGGGCUUAACGGAAGUGUCCUGCACACUGGUUGGCUACAGCUACAACGGCACGGACAAGAAUGGCAAGAUGCGCUGGGAUCAGAUGAACAACGUUGAUGUCUUUGGCUUCCUCACCUACACCAGUUCUCAUGGUGUUAUCGACGUAUUCAACAAGAAGACCAACGACUACUUGAAGAGGUACAUCUUCAAGCGCGUUGCCUUCCUGGGCAACAAGAACCUCUCGAUGGCCAUCAUGGCUGCCUUCAUCUCCUUGUGGCAUGGUGUUCAUAUCAACUAUCUCAUUGUCUUUAUCCUCUGUGAAGUGCCAAUGGUCAUUGCUGAAAGACAGUUCUGGCCCGUCUUUGAGAAUUUGGCUGGCUUUACGGUUUGGACAGCACCAGGGCUGCUGCGCUAUCCCCUGAUUCUGCUUGCUUGGCUCUAUGCCCAUUUCUUCUUCACCUACGGAUCCGUCGGAAUGAAUGUUCUGCAAUGGAACAACUUGGUGCAGUCUUACAAGAACAUCUUCUUCUGUUGCCACAUCGCCAUGUUGAUGUGGUUCUCGACAUACGCUCUGCUCAUCCCAUCUCGUCUCAAGAAAUCACCCCAGGCCGCUGCCGCAGCAGCAGCAGCCAAGAAGCAGUGAAAGCACCGUGACCAUCGCCGGUGAGGAAUCGUUUCCCUUUAGUUCCCCGGAACGCCGUGCUAGUUUGUCCACUCUGCGUGUGUGUAGUCAGCAGGCUGCUUCGCUGUGUCCGGACACAGUACAAAUACGCAAGUAAUUGUGCUUUGGUGAAUGCUGGCUUUCACUUUUGACUGGUCGUUCUGCCCAACAGCGAGCUCAGCAUGUGACUAAAAGUACUUUUGGUGUGUGUGCACUCUGUGCGUUAUCAAACAAUACACACUUGGCUUCUUUUUGCCUUGACAGCCUUGCGACUCCCCAAAAUUCCAAUUGUUUAUUGUUCUGAUUCUUGACCUUUGAGAGUACGGAAUAUUUAUAACAGAGACUAACGACAUCUUUAUUAAAAUUUUGUAAUUAUAACAUUAGCUCUAGGAUAGAGCUUUUCAAAGGGCGCAUGCAACUGUCACUGCUACAGUUUAUUAGUACUGUAGUGAGUGAUUAUUUAUUCCGUGGCUUCAAGCUUGCGUGCUGCACUUGAUCUCAGACUGUUUUCUUUUACUCGUUCAGGAUUAUGGCGUGGAGUGUUUGAUUUUCUGAAUACGAAAGCUAGUACAAAGGCUAUUUGAAACUGA
Molecule: messenger RNA, 2148 nt
Organism: Sycon ciliatum
Lineage: Eukaryota; Metazoa; Porifera; Calcarea; Leucosolenida; Sycettidae
Product: lysophospholipid acyltransferase 5-like
Exons: 17
Coding region: 116-1540 (474 amino acids)
Biological process (GO): lipid modification; phosphatidylcholine biosynthetic process
Cellular component (GO): membrane
Molecular function (GO): 1-acylglycerophosphocholine O-acyltransferase activity; lysophospholipid acyltransferase activity
Source: RefSeq, a predicted model, not a curated record